AUGUCUUACACUGUAAUCGACUCGUAUCGGGUCAAAGACUUGGUCAACACGCAAAUUGAGUUUCGGUUUCCAUUAUCGUAUGGUGUGGUAAACGGCAAAUAUGAAUCUCUUGAGAAAAUUUCUGUUGUGGGCACCUUGACCCAAACCUACGAUGCUGAUCUACACUCGAAUUUGGGUACUAUAAAGUUUCCUGAACACCCUAAAGUUGCCACCUAUCUUCAGGGCGGCCCGGGGUUUCCCUGUGUUCAACCAUUGACCAAUCUGGGCUUCACUAAAGAGCUUUUAACCAGAGGUUAUUCUGUCUUCUACAUGGACCAAAGAGGUACUGGGUUCAGUACUCCAUUGGAAGUGGGUACAAUUGGUCAAUUGGUUGUGAGGGAAGCGGAGGAGAGCACUGAGGCGUACUCAGAGCGGGUAGCGGAGUUUUUGACAAAUUUUCGUGCCGAUAGUAUAGUUGAAGAUUUGGAGCGGAUACGGAAAAUCCUCUUGGGUUCUACAAAAUGGACUCUUUUGGGCCAAUCUUUUGGAGGUUUUUGCAGCUUUACCUACUUGUCAAGAUACCCUGAAUCGCUUGAGGCGGUUCUUGUGACUGGAGGUGUACCUCCUAUCCACCAUACAGUGGACCAAGUAUACCAGGCAACGUACCAAAGAACAAGUGAAAGAAACAGCCAUUACUACUCCAAAUAUCCUCAGGAUGUUUUGAAAGUUCAUCAGAUUGCUACUUAUCUUUCCCAAAAUGAUGUAAAGUUGCCCAAUGGUGGAACACUUUCUGUGGAGCGGUUUCAGCAAUUGGGCUUACUGUUUGGUGGUACUGGAGGUACCGAUACUCUCCACCAAAUCGUCACCAAAUUCCACCACGAGUUGAUACACUUCCAGUCCCCUACCUACCAUACUCUUUUCCGGAUUGAAUCGCAAAUGAGCUUCGAUACCAACAUUUUGUAUGCGCUUUUCCAGGAAGCCAUCUACUGCGAUGGAAACUAUUCUCCCUCUUUCUGGAGCGCCGAUCGGCUUCGGAAGUUACCACAGAACCAGAACUUUGUGUUUAGCCCAGCCAUGAAGGAACCGCUCUACUUUACGGGAGAAAUGGUAUACAAGUCCAUGUUUGACGAUUACACGGAAUUGCGACCCUUCAAACUGGUGGCUGAUUCUUUGCACAACCGGAAAAGAUGGACCCAGCUCUACGAUGUGGACAAGCUCAAGCUGAUAAAAUGGAAAGAUGUGCCCAUUGUGGCGGCUAGCUACUUCUACGACCAGUAUGUGGACUUUGAUACGACGAUGAAAGUCAAGCGCUCCAUAUUUGGAUUUGAGAAUUUAAGACAGUAUAUCACCAGUGAAUUCUUCCACGAUGGCAUUCGAGCGGACUCUACGAAGGUACUUGGUUCGCUUUUUGAUCUUCUCGCCACAGAAAUUGACUAA
Molecule: messenger RNA, 1416 nt
Organism: Meyerozyma guilliermondii ATCC 6260
Lineage: Eukaryota; Fungi; Ascomycota; Pichiomycetes; Serinales; Debaryomycetaceae
Exons: 1
Coding region: 1-1416 (471 amino acids)
Biological process (GO): proteolysis
Molecular function (GO): peptidase activity
Source: RefSeq, a predicted model, not a curated record